AUGUUACACCCUAUUCUCGAUAUUAAUAACUUCAACGUUGUACUGGCGGUGAUAAGCACAUACGUCCUCCUAUUCGGAUUUAUAUCGCUGAAAAUCAAACAGAGAUGGUACCUGGGUGAAGCUUUGCCUGCUUUCCUGGCUGGCGUCGCGUUUGGACCGGCUGCGGCGAGAUUUCUCAAGGUCUCCCAAUGGGCUGGUGACGAUAGCGAUGGAGACCACGAUAUUACCUACGACUUGGCUCGUCUGGUCAUUGGCAUCCAAUUAGUCAAAGUUGGAUAUCAGUUGCCUCGGAAAUAUCUGAAGGAACGGUUCAAGGAAAUGACCAUUUGCUUACUUCCACUCACUGCCAUCGGCUGGCUUGCGACAUCUGGAUGCAUCAUGCUCAUGAUUCCGCGUAUUUCCUUCUUAUCUGCCCUUAUAAUCGGCUCCUGUGUAGCAUGUACAGACCCAAUUCUAUCCCAAGCAAUUGCCAAGGGCCCUUUUGCCGACAAUUAUGUUCGUCGCCCUCUCCGUGAAUUCAUCUCGUCUGAGGCAGGGGGUAACGACGGCUUUGGCUUCCCCUUCCUACUACUGGCUGUCGCCCUUUUGCGGUACGCUGAGGCACCUGACAAUACAGCCAGUCUGGAAGACUUUGAUUUGGCAAGGGGGAUCCCGGACUCGCUGGGCACGGCUGAUAUCGGACGUUUUGGCGGUGGAGUUACCCGCGCUUUGAGGCACUGGGCAAUCGAAGGUGUGCUCUAUAUGAUGGUAUUGGGAUCGGGAUAUGGUGCUCUUAUAGGCUUCAUAAGUCGCAAGCUUCUUAACCUCGCUUCCAAGAGGAGAUGGAUCGAUAACGAAUGUUUCGCCCUCAUGCCUGUGGCUGUCGGGUUAUUCAUCGUCGGCACAUGCGGCUGCUUCGGCUCCGAUGAGACGUUGGCUUGUUUCGUGGCCGGGAACGCACUGAACUGGGACGGGCUGUAUCACGCCGAGUUGCAGGCCCGGCAUGACGCCUUCAACUCGACCCUGGAAACACUGUUGAAUUUCGGGAUCUGCAUGUACCUGGGCGCGGUGAUGCCAUGGGAUCAAUUUCAUAUGCCGGACACAACUGGAAUCACCGUCUGGCGGCUGAUCGUAUUGGGAUUCCUCAUCCUGCUUUUUCGCCGUAUGCCAGCGAUCUUGCUCGGGUACCGGUUUAUGCCGAAGGUGUGCCGUAACUGGAGGGAAGCCUUGUUUAUGGGAUACUUCGGACCAAUCGGUGUGGGGGCGAUCGCAUAUGCAGAAUACGCUCGUCGACUGUUCCCGGCCCCUGGGAAGAGUGACAGGGAAAUCAACGACUUGACCGCUGCCAUCUCUCCCGGUAUGAUACUCGUCUUUGUCUUUCACAGAGAGCAAAUGGAUGUUCUGAUGUUCCCUAGUUGUUUACUGGUUGGUUCUAUUUUCGAUCAUCGUCCACGGCCUGUCCGUCCCCGCGCUCAACGCUUUAUACAAGCUGUUCAAGGUACCGUGUAUCUGCGACCACCCGGUGGAAGUCGUCCUCCUGUCGGAGAACGAGCCACUCCCGAACAACAGUACAAUCGAACCAGGGCGACACUCAAUAAUCGUGAACAACCGCUUUUCCCGCUCACCGGACGAGGAAGCGCAAACGCGACGAUUCUCCCGCGACGAUACAGAGGCAAUACUAAGACCGAGUGA
This is a messenger RNA of Aspergillus fumigatus Af293, 1671 nucleotides long. RefSeq names its product putative plasma membrane antiporter. The coding region runs from base 1 to 1671 and encodes 556 amino acids. Gene Ontology annotation, cellular component: plasma membrane. The record is from RefSeq and is a predicted model, not a curated record. NCBI's taxonomy places the organism in Eukaryota, Fungi, Ascomycota, Eurotiomycetes, Eurotiales, Aspergillaceae. Gene Ontology annotation, molecular function: sodium:proton antiporter activity. Gene Ontology annotation, biological process: proton export across plasma membrane; sodium ion export across plasma membrane; regulation of membrane potential. The transcript has 8 exons.